Lates calcarifer (barramundi perch) is the source of this 1394-nucleotide messenger RNA. RefSeq names its product RAD51 paralog D (gene rad51d). The transcript has 10 exons. Lineage: Eukaryota; Metazoa; Chordata; Actinopteri; Centropomidae. Bases 348 to 1352 code for a protein of 334 amino acids. The record is from RefSeq and is a predicted model, not a curated record. Gene Ontology annotation, molecular function: four-way junction DNA binding; single-stranded DNA binding; ATP-dependent DNA damage sensor activity. Gene Ontology annotation, biological process: double-strand break repair via homologous recombination; telomere maintenance; DNA strand invasion. Gene Ontology annotation, cellular component: replication fork; centrosome; Rad51B-Rad51C-Rad51D-XRCC2 complex.
UCCUACGGCAAGCAGGAGGGGGGCAUUUACGCCUUCGCCUAUAAUUUGGCUCUAAGCAGCGUGUGCGGCUGCCGAGCUGGUGAUGUACGUGAAAAAGUUUUGUGACGGCGAUUAGUUUGAGUUAGUCAAGAUACGACUCGGGUUUUAUCGUCGUCCACUUAGGAAGCAGCUUCAGCAAAGUCCUUCGCACAGACGACAUCGACCACACAAACAGAAAAGUUAGCUGUAACGCUUUAGCCGCAAAGCUAAAAACAGCUGUAGCUAGCUGCAGCUGUAAACGCAGCUACAUGAAAGCUUAUUUCCUAUCGUCGAGUUACGUGUGAAUGAGUAGUUAACAAUGCAAGACCAUGGUGGUCCUGAGAGAAGGUAUGUGUCCUGGACUGGAUGAGGAUUUAGUGCGGGGUCUGCGUGCUGCUGAUAUUAAAACAGUGGAGGACCUGGUCUCAUCUGACAUUGAGGAACUUGCUCAGAAGUGUUCUGUGUCAUAUAAGGCUCUGUUUGCCAUCCGCCGAGUGCUGCUGGCCCAACACACAGCAUUCCCCGUGUCAGGCGCUGAUCUGUAUGAGGAACUACUGAGCUCGACAGCCAUCGUCUCCACUGGAAAUCCCAGCUUAGAUAAACUGCUGGAUUCAGGCUUGUAUACUGGAGAGAUAACAGAGCUGUCAGGAGGCCCAGGAAGUGGUAAAUCUCAGGUGUGUUUUGGUGUCGCAGUGCACAUUUCCUACCAACUGAAACAGAGUGUAAUAUAUAUUGAUACAACAGGAGGACUGACUGCCAGCCGCUUGCUUGAAAUGCUACAAGCUGAGACAACUAACACAGAAGAGCAGAUGGAAGCUCUCCAGAGGAUCCAUAUCUUUCGUUUAUUUGACGUCUUCUCCUUACUCGACUGUCUGCAUGGUCUUUGCAGCGGUGGGCUUCAGCAGGCAUCUGUUGGCGGUGGCUCUGUCAAGGCAGUGAUUGUGGACUCUGUGUCAGCUGUUAUCUCUACCCUCCUGGGAGGCAAACAGAAUGAAGGGAUGUCCCUGAUGAUACAAGUGGCGGGAGUUCUUAAGACGAUGGCGAAGGACUUCAAUGUUGCUGCUUUAGUAACAAACCACGUAACGAGAGGCGGCAGCGGGGAGGUGCAGCCAGGCCUUGGUGUGUCGUGGAGUCACAUCCCCAGAACCAGAGUCCUGCUGGAGCGAGUAGAGAAGGCCGUGGCCGUCAGCCGUCCCGGUCUGCGCUCUGCAACACUGAUCAAGUCUUCUAGACAGCCUUGUCACAUCAAAGAAGAGUUUGACUUGCAGUGGUGGAGUCGAUCUAAAGGAGGACCCUCCUUGGGAAAGAGAAAACUGGAUGAGACUGAUUCCUGACGAGAGCCAAAUAUAAACCUCUGCCAAAAUGUCCGACCAAAG